Molecule: messenger RNA, 363 nt
Organism: Fusarium musae
Lineage: Eukaryota; Fungi; Ascomycota; Sordariomycetes; Hypocreales; Nectriaceae
Exons: 3
Coding region: 1-363 (120 amino acids)
Source: RefSeq, a predicted model, not a curated record
AUGAAGUUUAUUCCGGCACUACUCUUACUUCCCUCGUAUAGUGUUCUUUCUCUUCAGGGUGUCCUUCAACGACCAGACCCUCAGCUUGUUCACAUUACCUUCCAUGGCGGCUUGGCUUCUUACUCUAUGGCUUUCCAUGCUGAUGGCCGUACUCGCAAGACUGAUCAUAAUCUCAGCGUCGAUAUCAUCGACAACUCAGACUACAACGCUCUUGAACAGUGCUUCUUCGCCAUCAAGAGCCAAGCGAAGUUGACCCCCAAAGUCAGUCCAAAGGAUGGCUCCCAGCACAUCCUCGUCAACCCCUCUCGAGUGAUCACCGCUGUCAAUUGCACCGGCAGUUGUGUUCCUACGCGAGUGCUAUGA